GCGGGUGCAGAGACCGGGGGAGCUCGGUGAGCAGGGAGCGACCCGCAGACACCGGCUGGGCUGCAGCCUCCGCCCGCACGGCGCCCCCCACCUCCCCCUUGCCGGGAGGGGGCUCGGUCCCUCUCGCGGGGGUCAUGGAUCCCAAGCGCCUCCCCAAGAGAGCUGCCCCGGACAGCAGGAUCUACUCCCCUCCGCCCGGCUUAACAGCGGCCGGGCCCUGCUGCCCCGACUGCAGCCCCCCGUCGGCCGCCCACCGCCACGGGCUGUACUGCGGGGUGAUCCAGGCGUGCAAAGCCCCCACCUCCGCGCCCAGCAACGCCGUCUACACGGUGCUGGUGGAAGAUGCCCUGCUGAGGCGGCGGCGGCGGAAAAGUAGCGAGGAGGCGGCGGUGGCUAACGGGCUCGAGGGGAAGAGCCCUGGCAAGGGCCGGGUGAAGCAUUUGCAGAAGAGCUGUAAUGGCAACAUGCUGCCAGAAGAAGCUGAGCCGAGGGGCCUGACGGACACUCUGGUGCUGAAUGGCAGGAAGGUGGAUGAGCGGCAGGGCCUGCCUGCCAUGGCCCACAGCCAGCUGGAGGGAUCGAACAAGGAGACAGCGCUGCGACUCCUCAGCGUGGGGCUGGAGCAGUGCCCCCUCCUGCAUUCAGCCUACAUCCCAGUGCCCAGGCAAAGAAAGCUGUCGGGCAAGGCGGGGAUAGACGAGGUCAUGGCAGCCGCAGUUCUCACCAGCCUGUCCACUAGUCCUCUAGUGCUUGGCAACCCGCCUGGCACUCUCAGCCCAGCAGAGCCCAGCUGCGAGGCCUGGAAGGAGGGUCCUGCCAUGUCCUCCAGCUACAGCAGCAGCAGCAACAACAGCGGGGACUGGAACUGGGACCUGCCAAGCGACCGCUCCACGCCUUCCACCCCGUCGCCGCCGCUAUCCACCGACGUGGCCAAGAGCUUCCUGCCGGCCCCCCAGCUGGACGACAGCAUCGAGGAGACUGAAGCGACCCACUUCCUCUUCGGAGACCCCAUUCCCAGGAAGAGGAAGAACUCCACUAAGGUGAUGUUCAAGUGCUUGUGGAAAAGCUGUGGCAAGGUUCUGAGCAGCUCCUCGGGGAUGCAGAAGCACAUCCGAACCGUCCACCUUGGCCGGAAAGCCGACCUGGAUCAGAGCGACGGUGAGGAAGAUUUUUACUAUACGGAGCUGGAUGUCAACGUGGACUCCCUGACAGAUGGGCUGUCCAGCCUGACCCCCGUCUCGCCCACCUCUUCAGUGCCUCCGGCCUUCCCCGUCGUGGAGGUGCAACGAACCCCACCGAUGCUGGUGAAGCCCGAGGACUCUGUAGAGUCUCCUCUGAGUCAUUCAGCUCCAACAAACCUGUGCCAUGUCCACACGGACCACGCCUAUCAGGUGGGCCAUGUGGAAAAGCAGGCGAUGGCUCCCGUCAGCAUCUCAGCUGCUUCGAAAACCCUGCCUGGCGGGAUGGGCUUCAGCAUCUCCUGGCAGCCACCCCCAGCGCCACAGUCACCAGUUGUUUUUAAAGGGUCCCCGGGCUGCCUGACUGCGCUCCGCCCCGUUGGCGUGGGAGAGAAGCGGCCACAGAUCCCUCACCCGACCGUCACCGCGGCGCCCCCCUCUGUGCCAAAGCCAGCCGCAGGCACCAGGAAGCCCCGCGGCGAGGCCAAGAAGUGCCGCAAGGUGUACGGGAUGGAGAACCGGGACAUGUGGUGCACAGCCUGCCGGUGGAAGAAAGCUUGUCAGAGGUUCGUCGACUGAGCGCCCCCCGCCGCCCCACGCCUGGCCCUGCUGCCCAAGCCCCCAGGCCCCUCUGGCUCCAUUGGAACCUCCGAGCUCUGGAAAGUCAGCGUCAGUGUCAACGCUUCCGUCUUGCACGUUUUGCACUUCAGGUGCCUUAGAGCCCCGACCCCACCUCCUGGCCCCCAGGGACUCAGCUGUGGCUAGCCGGAAACUGCCCCGGACUCAGGAAAAAGGAGCCCCUUGGCCUGCAAUUGCUCUGAGGAAUUGUAGAGCGGCGAUUCUAGGCGUGGGGGGGAGGGGUGAAAGGAAGGGGCUGUCCUUGAAAAGGAAAAACUCAUUUCUCGUCUCCACCCCCGUUGGUGCGACACGGCUCCCGACGCCAUCUUACAUCAGGUUUCCUCCGGGAUUGGGCCCCUGAGAGCCAUUCGUCUGGCACUAUAUUUGUGGUUUUUUGCGGAGCCUUGUCCUGUCUCCUCCCCGCCAGUGUCGUGCUCUUGUCUCUUGGAAGCUUUACAUUUAUGCACACGUACGCACGGAGCUUUUCUGAUCACUGUCUUUUGGAAAUAAGCUAUUUUCUCUUCCUUCACUACGUUCCUCCUGCCAUCUGACUGCCUUCAGGGAUCUGGCCGAGCCAGGGAAGUCCGUGCGCUGGGAUCCGGCAGUGGGAGGCCUGUAUCAGCUGCCAGCUCCGUAUCGCGCCGUGGGAAAGGAGGGGAGUGGACCUGGUACUGUACGUGCACAGGAAGCCCAGAGCUCCUUUCCCUCUUGGUUUUUGCUUUGGAAUCUCGCCGACCACAGUUCACCACCGUAAUGGACUUUAGACCAAGAAAAGGACCCAGCUUGACCUCCUGCUGCAGCCCGCUGGGAUGUGACGAGGUUCCGAGCAGCAGUUUUCUACCCUUCUUUUUUCUCUCUUGGUUUUAAGGUGCCAUGUCUGACCUGAGUCCUGACUCUGGUGGGCUAAAACACCCAGCGUCCCUGGGGGAAGGGGGGACGGUGCUGUGUGUUAUCUCCCCCACUACUGCAGGGAAUUCUCGAUUGGGGGGAGGGCGAGGAUGUGAGAUGGACACAGCAACAGAUCCUCAACCAUUUGAAGACACUUGUAUGGUCAGAUCUUUGAGCUCUGUGUCCAGAAUGGACACGGGGUGGGGGGAAAGCGGUGGUGGGAGUAACUAUGCCUACGAAUAAGCUGUGCCUGGGAAAAGUGGCCUCUGUUCACCGUCCUUUUCCGCGUGGAAAAUGUGGCUCACUACCUGCCCCUCCCCCAGCCACACCUGUUCUGUCACCCCUCUGCGUGCGGAGCCCAGAUCCCCGGGUGCAGAGACGGGGGACUUGUGUCCACCCAGGAUGAGGUAUUAAAGUUUUUUUUUUUGUUUUUUUUUAUAAAGGAAAAAAAAAACCUGCUCCCGUGGCAACGAGAGCGGCCGGAAGUGCCUGCGUCAACGCGCCCAUUUGCACUAAGCCAAACUGCACAAAGAGUUUUCUUUAUUCUUUUCUUUGUGUGUGUGUUUUUUUAAUAAAAUAUAUUAAAGGUUGUAUUUUAAAUAUUCCCUCCCAGGGCACGAGAGAGAGAGUGAGAAAACCCUCAUCAUCUUGCUUUCCAAAAGCAUGUCUCUAGAUUUGUUUCUGUAGGGACUAUAUUUCCCAGAAUCCUUUCUCUCUCCCAUCACCCCCCUACCCCCUUUGGACACCCUGUUUAUGAGCAAGCAGCACUGGUUGCUGGGAAAUGUAGUUUUCCCUUCAUGCAUUUUUUGUUUGUUUGCCCUGCUGUCUUGAGUGCAACAACCCAGACAACGUCCACUGGAAUUUGCCUUGGUCGUUAAUGUCUGAGAUAAUCCCUCAAAAAUUAAUUUGCUGGAUGCAAAGACGAGAGUCUCUGUGUAUGCGUGUGUUUACGAAGCCGUAUUUUGUAAGAUUGUUUUUUCAGUAUUUGGAGCCUGGCUCAAUUCUAUGUGUGUUGUUGUUGGUUUUUUUGUAAACAAAACCAAUUGUCUGUGCA
Gopherus evgoodei (Goodes thornscrub tortoise) is the source of this 3738-nucleotide messenger RNA. It is a transcript of the gene SLC2A4RG, whose product is annotated as SLC2A4 regulator. Lineage: Eukaryota; Metazoa; Chordata; Testudines; Testudinidae. Gene Ontology annotation, biological process: regulation of transcription by RNA polymerase II. Gene Ontology annotation, molecular function: RNA polymerase II cis-regulatory region sequence-specific DNA binding; DNA-binding transcription factor activity. The record is from RefSeq and is a predicted model, not a curated record. The transcript has 9 exons. The coding region runs from base 135 to 1757 and encodes 540 amino acids. Gene Ontology annotation, cellular component: nucleus.